AUGGCAGGGCUGCAGCUAAAGGCAACACAGCAGCAGCAGCAGCAGCAGGAGCAGCAGCAGCAGCAGCAACUCAGACCCCUGCUGCUGCAGCACCAGCGCGAACAGCAGCAGCAGCAGGUGCCGCCCCUAGUGUUGCUUCAUCUCAAUCUGCUGCAUCUGCUGCUCCUGCAGCAGCAGCACCAGCAGCAGCAGCAGCAGCAGCUCCUCCUGGUGCGCCUGCUGCUGCAGCAGCAGCAGCAAGUAAUGCUGCUGCUGCUGCACGCUCUACCCAAGCAGGGGAUGGCAGGGCGGCAGCUAAAGGCAACACAGCAGCAGCAGCAGGAGCAGCAGCAGCAGCAGCAACUCAGACCCCUGCUGCCGCAGCACCUGCGCGAACAGCAGCAGCAGCAGGUUCCGCCCCUAGUGUUGCUUCGUCUCAGUCUGCUGCAUCUGCUGCUCCUGCAGCAGCAGCACCAGCAGCAGCAGCAGCAGCAGCUCCUCCUGGUGCAGCAACAGGACCAGCAGCAGCAGCAGCAGCAGCCGCAGCAGCACCGCGAGGAGCAUCAGGAGCCCCUGCUGCAGCAGGAAGAGCCGCAGCACAAACAGCAUCAGGAGCCCAAUCACCAACUGCAACAGCAGCAGCAGCAGCAGCAGCAGCAACAGCAGCAGCAGCAGCAGCAGCAGCAGCAGCAGAAGCGAAUCGAGCUGAUAUACUGCCAGCAGGGAGUGCAUCGACGGCAGCAGCUGCAGCAGGAAAUAUAUCAACUGCAGCAGCAGCAGCAGCAGCAGCAGCAGCAGCAGCAGGGAGUGCAUCGACGGCAGCAGCUGCAGCAGGAAAUAUAUCAACUGCAGCAGCAGCAGCAGCAGCAGCAGCAGCAGCAGCAAAGACAUGAAGAAGACAAGGACACGCCUUCUCCUCCUCCGCCGCCGCCGCAGCAGCAGCACCAGCAGCAGCACUCGCAGCCGCAGCAGCACCAGCAGCAGCAGCAGCGGCAGCAGCAGCAGCAGGAGAAGAAGCAGUUCUCGCUGCUGACGCAGCAAGACCUCUCUCUUGGCUUCGCGCUGCAGCUGAGUGCUUCACCGGCUGCAGCAGCAGCAGCAGCAGCAGCAGCAGCAGCAGCAGCAGAUGAUGAUGAUGAUGAUGAUCGCAGUAAACCACAUCUUCCUUGCUUGCUGCUGGAGGAGCUUUGCUGCUGCUUAGGAGCAGCAUACCCGCAUCUGCUGCAGCAGCAGCAGCAGCAGCAGCAGCAGCAGCAGCAGCAGCAGCAGGAGCAGAGAGUUCUCUUAGCGGGGGAUCUGCGUAGCCUGAUGCUUGCUGCACUCCAGCAGCAGCAGCACCAGCAGCAGCAGCAGGAGCAGAGAGUUCUCUUAGCGGGGGAUCUGCGUAGCCUGAUGCUUGCUGCACUGCAGCAUCAGCAGCAGCAACAGCAGCAGCUAGCAGAUGAAGCAGCAGCAGCAGCAGCAGCAGCAGCAGCAAAAGAAACAAACAGCACAGAGACUGCUGCUGCACUAAACCCUCUUCUCUCAUCACUAAUAGCGGGCCUUGCAAACAAUGCAUACAGCAGCAGAAACAGCAGCAGCAGCAGCAGCAGCAGCAGCAGCAGCAGCAGCAGCAGCGGAUACUGUGAUGCUGCUACCCUCGCUAGCCGCCCUGUUGUUACAGCUGAGGAAAUAGAAGAGAUGCAGCUGCGCCGCCAGCAGCAGCUGCAGCAGCAGCAGCAGCAGCAGCAGCAGCAGUUGCAGCUGCAGCAGCAGCAGCAGCAGCAGCAGCAGCUGCAGCUGCAUCUACCACCAGGCUUCACAAACCCACACAGGGGACCCGAAGCAGCAGCAGCAGCAGCAGCAGCAGCAGCAGACUUCCUCUUUGGUUCUUACCUCGAUGAAGACAAUAAACACAAUGGGCUGCAUGCAGGGAGCCGCGAGAACACACCAAUUGCUGCUGCUGCUGCUGCUGCUGCUGCUGCUGAUAGAGCGGAGCUUAGCUUCCCUAGCAGCGCAGCAGCAGCAGCAGCAGCAGCAGCAGCAGCAGCAGAUCCUUAUGCUGCAGCAGCAGACAGCAGAGCAGCUGAAGGGCCCAAGCCGCUGCAUGUUGCUGCUGGGGCUGUGGUGCUGCAUUCGGACCCGCAGCAAAGAGCAGCAGCAGCAGCAGCAGCAGCUGCUGCUGCUGCUGCUGCUUCACGGUCGCAGCUGCAGCUGCAGCACCAAUCGAUGCAGCUGCAGCACAGAAGACCAGCCGAAGACCCAGCAGCAGAUAUGCAGCAGCAGCAGCAAGACUGGGAACUCAAGGACGAGCUGAUAACAGCAAUAGCGAUGGUGCAGGAGCUGGCGACUCGUAUUCGUUUAUCUGAUCCUGCAGCAGCAGCAGCAGCAGCAGCAGCAGCAGCAGCAGCAGCAGCAGGAGGCAGCAGCUCUAUGAAUGACAGCGUUCUUGUGGGGGACCUGCUGCUGCGGGCGCAGCACUGUGUUUAUCGUUGGCGUCGUUUGCUGCUGAAACAGCAGCAGCAGCAGCAGCAGCAGCAGCAGCAUCAACAACCGUGGGAGCACCAGCAGCGGCAGCAACUGCAGCAGCAGCCGCACCAACAGCAGCAGCAGCAGCAGCAGCAGCAGCAGCAGCAGCUCGCGCUGCAGCAGCGAGAUAUUGCACGUGCUUGUCUUAGCAGCACAGCAUUGGCUAUUCACGAACAGCAGCAGCAGCAGCUGCAGCAGCAGCAGCAGCAGCAACUGCAGCAGCAGCAGCAGCAGCAGCAGCAACAGUGGGAGCAGCAGCACUACCACCGGUGGCCGAUGCCCAUAGAUCAGCGUCACCCGCCCCCGAGCGUCUGGCAGCAGCAGCAGCAGCAGCAGCAGCAGCAACAGCAGCAGCAGCAGCAGCAGCAGCAGCAUGCAGGUCUUAUCUGGGGGAGGGACGCCUGGCCGCCACCGCAGCCAUUGCCGCAGCAGCAGCAGCAGCAGCAGCAGCUUGCGCUGCAGCAGCAGCAGCAGCAGCCGCUGCAGCAAAAUCCAUCAGCAGCUUGGCAGCAGCAGCAGCAGCAGCAGCCGACGCCGACACCACAGCAGCAGCAGCAACAGCAGCAGCAGCAGCAGCAGCUUGCCCGGCAGCAGGUACAUCAAGACGAUUGGUCCUCUCCGGUGCUGCUGUAG
This is a messenger RNA of Eimeria mitis, 3120 nucleotides long. RefSeq lists its product as uncharacterized. The record is from RefSeq and is a predicted model, not a curated record. The coding region runs from base 1 to 3120 and encodes 1039 amino acids. NCBI's taxonomy places the organism in Eukaryota, Apicomplexa, Conoidasida, Eucoccidiorida, Eimeriidae. The transcript is spliced from 8 exons.